AUACGUUAUCAUGUUAUGUUAUUGACCCCUUCGGCGUAUAGUGGUAUGUCCCAUUGCCCUCUCUCCGUGUCUGUCCUCAGCAGCUAGGUUCGUCAGCCCCUGUACUGCUGAGAGGUGAGGCCGCAGCCUGGACACAAUGGUUAAUUUUGUGGGAAUUGUAAGAGAGCACUGGGUUAAUGUCUUGGUUCCUUUGGGCUUUGUGAUUGGAUGGUACCUAGAUCGAAGAAAUGAUGAGAAGUUGAGCACAUUUAGAAAUAAGAGUUUGCUAUUUAAAAGAGAGUUGAAGCCUGGCGAAGAGGUUACUUGGAAAUGAAGAAGACAAAAAAUCUGUGCACAAUUAAAUGUUCUUGUUCAUAAAUAAAGAUGUAUGCUCACAUCGAAAAGACAAAAUUCAUGUGUACUGUAAAUUAUUAUUCAGUAAAAAAAAACUAAUAAAAGUUAAAUCUUUAUUUACCUA
Messenger RNA from Bombina bombina (fire-bellied toad), 457 nucleotides. It is a transcript of the gene NDUFB1, whose product is annotated as NADH:ubiquinone oxidoreductase subunit B1. The record is from RefSeq and is a predicted model, not a curated record. NCBI's taxonomy places the organism in Eukaryota, Metazoa, Chordata, Amphibia, Anura, Bombinatoridae. The coding region runs from base 137 to 313 and encodes 58 amino acids. Gene Ontology annotation, cellular component: mitochondrion. The transcript has 3 exons.